GGUCUGCCUGGAUUCGCGACUUCGGCUUCACAGAAAACAACCGUCAAGUUCGUCCUUUCUGAGGCGCAUUGUUAACCAUUAAACACUAAAAUGCGAGCCCCACACAUCUGCAGCACCAGGCAAGUCGAGGCGGUGUUCACGAGCGCCCCCGCGGGUCUGCAGGGCUUCAAGGCUCAUGCAGUUUUUCAGGAGAUUGGAAAGAAACUGGAGGAGGAAGGAGAUCAGUUCGUGAAGAAGAUCGGAGGCGUGUUCGCCUUUAAAGUGAAGGACGGGCCGGGUGGCAAAGAGGCGACAUGGAUCGUGAACGUUAGAGAUGGAAAAGGCUGCGUUCACAACGAUGCCUCCAAAAAGGCCGACUGUACCAUCUCCAUGACGGACUCUGACCUGCUGGCUCUGAUGACGGGCAAGAUGAAUCCUCAAACAGCGUUUUUCCAGGGAAAGCUGAAGAUCAUCGGGAACAUGGGGAUGGCCAUGAAGCUCCAGAACCUGCAGCUACAACCCGGCAAAGCCAAACUGUGAGAGUCGAACCCCUGUCGAGCAGACGGACUGCUGCAUUAAUAAAGAGAGAGAGAACGUAGAGGAUCUAGCUGAUCUUUGAUAGACUGCUGAGGACUAAUGUGUACUUAUACUAAUCUUAGAUCAGCGCUCUGCUGCUAGACCUGUUCUAAACCCAGUACCACGUCUCUCAGUCCUGAAUUAUUCAUCUAUACUGAGUACAAAUCCGGCUGUAUGCAAAUUUCCUUGAUAUUUUCCUUAUUAAUUAAUAUCAUGUGUAUAGUAUUUGUCUGAUCAAACCGCUGUUUGGUUGGAGUGUGUAUGAAAUUCAGCGUAGUAGUUUUAACGACACACUUGAUUUGACGAUAAAUGAUCAGUAGUAUUAAAUAUACGGUUAUUAAAAACAACAAACUUUUAUACUUCAUGUUUAUAGAAUCCAGUUUUAAAUGAGCUAGUCUAACACGGACAGGAUCGGACCAUGAGAAACACCCGCUGUUCUGUUACAGUGCAACAUUAAAGCAUGUUUCAGCCGAUUUACUGUAUUCGGGGUCAGUAGGAACAUUGUGUACAUUUUAUUCUCCACUGAACUAUUCCUUUAACUGUGUGUGUGUGUGUGUGUGUGUGUGUGUGUGUGUGUGUGUGUGUGUGUGUGUGUGUGUGUGUGUGUGUGUUUCACCAGUAUUCAGGGUUAAUACAAUAAAGUUCACUUCUGUCUUUAGUAACAUUGUGUGAAAUUUAAACCUGUUUUUCCGAGUGCACGAAUGUGCCCCCCAACCCCCCGGGUCUAAAAUAACAUUUACUUAAUAAAUUUCUUCUUUCUUUGGCAUGAA
Molecule: messenger RNA, 1325 nt
Organism: Trichomycterus rosablanca
Lineage: Eukaryota; Metazoa; Chordata; Actinopteri; Siluriformes; Trichomycteridae
Gene: scp2b
Product: sterol carrier protein 2b
Exons: 5
Coding region: 91-519 (142 amino acids)
Cellular component (GO): cytosol
Source: RefSeq, a predicted model, not a curated record